This is a messenger RNA of Anarrhichthys ocellatus (wolf-eel), 553 nucleotides long. Its product is annotated as gamma-aminobutyric acid receptor subunit rho-3-like. Gene Ontology annotation, molecular function: monoatomic ion channel activity; transmembrane signaling receptor activity. Gene Ontology annotation, biological process: monoatomic ion transmembrane transport. The transcript has 3 exons. The record is from RefSeq and is a predicted model, not a curated record. Gene Ontology annotation, cellular component: membrane. Lineage: Eukaryota; Metazoa; Chordata; Actinopteri; Perciformes; Anarhichadidae. Bases 11 to 484 code for a protein of 157 amino acids.
AGUGCUCACCAUGUCCACCAUCAUCACCGGAGUCUCCUCCUCCAUGCCUCAGGUGUCCUACGUGAAGGCGGUGGACAUCUACCUGUGGACCAGCUUCCUGUUUGUCUUCCUGUCUGUGAUCGAGUACGCGGCGGUGAACUACUGCACCACUCUAGAGGAGAUGAGAAAGAUGAAGAGGGGGAAGAUCCCGUCCACCUUCAACGCCAGCCAGGCGAUGGCCUUCGACGGCUGUUUCCACGAUAACGACGUGGAGCUGACUCCGUUCUCCCGCGCGACGCCCACCCUGACCUCCGACCCCGGGGACCGGACCGGGGCCCCGGACGUCCGGCCCCCGGAGGGGACCCGCCUCCGCCGGCAGCGGUCCGUGCGCGAGAACGUGGACCUGUUCGUCAGCAACAGCUACAUGAUCGACUCGUACUCCCGCCUGGCCUUCCCUCUGUCCUACCUGCUCUUCAACACCAUCUACUGGAGCUUGUACUCCUGAUGCAUGCUGGGGGAUUCCUGCGCGGGCACCUCACUGCAUCAAUCUCUUCGUCACUGAUCAUCUGCUUUA